This is a messenger RNA of Diuraphis noxia (Russian wheat aphid), 743 nucleotides long. Its product is annotated as E3 ubiquitin-protein ligase trul-1-like. Gene Ontology annotation, cellular component: site of DNA damage; nucleus. NCBI's taxonomy places the organism in Eukaryota, Metazoa, Arthropoda, Insecta, Hemiptera, Aphididae. Gene Ontology annotation, biological process: replication fork processing; protein ubiquitination. The record is from RefSeq and is a predicted model, not a curated record. Gene Ontology annotation, molecular function: ubiquitin protein ligase activity.
AAAUGUUAGCAUCUUGUUCAAUAUGUGGCGAUUGUUUCACAGGAAUUCAUCCUGAAUCGGUUCAUUCAACACCUUGUGGUCAUGUUUUCCACUAUGAAUGUCUCAUGACUUGGAUUAAAAGAGCGCAGACUUGUCCACACUGUCGGUCAAAAGUAACUGAAAAGCAAAUUAUCAAAUUAUAUUUUCACAACAAUUCAAAUUUAAKUAUAAAAGAAGAUAUAUCUUCACUGACUCACCAGGUGCAAUCACUUACAUAUGAAAAUACUCUAAAGAAUGAAGAAAUAAAAAAUUUGUUAAUUAUAACCAAAAAAGAAAAAGAACAACUGAAUACACUAAAGAAACAUGUGAAAGAUGUGGAAGACAAAAUUCGAGGCCAUCAGACAGUUGUAUCUAGUUUACAAGAAAAUAUCCGUUUUCUUAAAUCUGAAUGUAAAAAAUCUACUUGCUACAAACUUGAAGCUGAAGAAUUAAAAAAAGAUUUAGAAAAAUACCAAUCAAUAAACAGUAUAUUAUAUGGAACUGCUGCAGAUUCUCAAGAAGCUGUAAGUUUGUUAAAAAAAAAGACUGAUGUUCAAACUUUAUGCUUACUUAUAACUUCUUUUAAAAAAGAAAUUCAAACUUUAAAAGAAAGUAAUAGAGAUUUGGAAACUAAGUUUUCACAACGAGUUUCUAAAUACAUGGAACUUAAAAGACAUUUGUGCAAUGUAAAUUCAAAAGAAUCCAUGAAUACCCGAGUAAUGGAG